Dermacentor andersoni is the source of this 3760-nucleotide messenger RNA. RefSeq lists its product as uncharacterized. Gene Ontology annotation, biological process: neuron differentiation; regulation of transcription by RNA polymerase II; brain development. Gene Ontology annotation, cellular component: nucleus. Lineage: Eukaryota; Metazoa; Arthropoda; Arachnida; Ixodida; Ixodidae. The record is from RefSeq and is a predicted model, not a curated record. Gene Ontology annotation, molecular function: RNA polymerase II cis-regulatory region sequence-specific DNA binding; DNA-binding transcription factor activity, RNA polymerase II-specific.
UCGACCGCGCGAAGCGAGCUGCUGCCUCCCGAGCGUGCCGACGAUGCCGACCCAGUUGGCCCCGCCGUUCUGAGCCGCCCCCUUGCCCCGCACACGUCGUCCGCCCGUGCCUUGCUGGACGCUUCGAUGCCGGCGGGCUGAGCAAGCCAGGCAUGGUUUCGCCGCCGGAGACCAUGAUGCCUACAGCGGCCCCCAACAAGCCCAAGCUCGGCUUCUCCAUCGAGUCGAUCGUCGGCAAGGAUGCGGUCGACGAGCGGCGAGCGGACGUCGCCGCUACCGCGCACCACCUGCCCCUGGCGGCCUCGGGUCCGCCGGACUCGCCCCGGCCCCCCGCUGCGCCGCCGGUCACGGGCGUCGCCGUGCCCAUGGCUACGUUCCCGCCUCUGGCGGCCGCUUACGCCGCGAUGGUCGCCGAGCACCACCAGCAGCACCACCAGCUGUCCCGGGGCCCACCGCCAUACCUGAGCUCGGCACUCCAGCACCCUCCGCCACCCACUGCGCUGGGACACCUGGUGGGACCCGGUGGGCCCUUCAUGGUGUCCCGGGAACCGCAACCCCUCUACCCCUGGUUGCUGGCGGCCAGGCAUUCGAGGCUCUUCGCGCACCGAUUCGGAGGUCCCGAGCCGGCGGGCUUCCUGCUGCACCCGUUCCGGAAGCCCAAGCGGAUCCGCACCGCCUUUUCGCCGUCGCAGCUGCUGAAGCUGGAGCACGCCUUCGAGAAGAACCACUACGUCGUCGGCGCCGAGAGGAAGCAGCUCGCGCAGUCCCUGAGCCUCACCGAAACGCAGGUGAAGGUGUGGUUCCAGAACCGGCGGACCAAGCACAAGCGCCAGAAGCAGGAGGAGGAGCACUCGACGUCCCACGGAGGCUCGGAGUGCAAGGCGCCCGCAUCGCCGAGGCCGCCGGCCGCGCUCUCGCCCGACAUCCAGAUGGACGACUCGAGCUCCGACUCGACGCAGCCGCUGUCGUGACAGCCCGCCACGCCAGAGCACGUGCCGCGCGGACUGUGCUGCCCCUGCGCCGCCGCUGGGCCGGUCGCCGCGUUGUGGACGCCAGUGUGAAUGCGGACGGUGCGCAGUUCCGGCCUUCACCGACAUACAGGCUCAGGAACCACGCCGACGGCCUCUGCAUUGUGAAAUGAGGCUCGCGCGGAUCUCCUUCUUUUCUCGGUGAAUGGCAUGUAUGGCGAGCGAAAACAAAACGACACUGGCCCGUUGGCGCCUUUUGAUCGAGAAGAUCUGGUUGCGCGGGCUAAGGCGCCGCAUUUCGACCAUAGCAGCCACGCACGCAGGAAAGACAAUCAGUGAACGCAAAAGGGGGGCGGCAACAACGAUGAAGCAAGAGGUGCAGCGCGGUCUUGGCUUGACAAGCUCCGUACGGGUCCUAUGCUUCGAUAUGGCAUUAUGACGGGCGUCAUUCGCGUAGUUCCUGAGCUUGGCGUAAUUAACGAACCGGUCGGGCUCUACCGCUGGGCACCCUGUGUCGGUGCGACCGCGCUUUGUCGCAGCUGCAGACGCAUAAAGGUGUCGAAGCUAUAUGUGUCGGCCUGCGCAGCCCGCGUGCCCAUUUCGGUGUGCUCUUAGGCGAGUUCUCGCUGCCUGCAUGCUAGGCUGUAUUCAAACUCUUCAUGUUCGGCACGUAAACAAAGCACUCUUCGCCAUACUGCACUUCGCGCGGAGGAAAUCAGGCUUUUCCUUAAAUUUUAGUCGCAGCAACUUCGGUCAACUGAAAGCCGCCUCUGCUUGGGUCUUUCUGCAUCUGCUGUGGGAGGCUUGGCGUUGAUCCAGUUGCAAACAUUGCCGUGGCUGUUCCUUGGCAGUCUCGCUCAUUUCUGGUUGUAAUCUUUCAUUGCACGUAACGUGCAUAUGCGCUCGAAGGCAUGCAAACGUGUUUAAGGGCCGUCGGCCGCCUUGGGCUGGCUUCCCGUCGCUCCUAUAGCAAGGAUGAACGUAUAUAAGAAUCUGUAAGCUGUCGUGCCUCUGAUUUCGUUUAUUUUACUCGCGCUGAUUUAUUUCACACAUCGGCACAUCUAAAUUAGCAGAAAGGAAAGAAGCGAAGGCAUAAUACAUGAGUGAGGACAUUCAGCCUGUUAUUCGCUGUUUAAUUGUUAUUUUCUUCAUGUAUUUUCUUUUCGUAAUGGAGGACAGCUUCGUAUGCGUUGCGCUCCGGACUCUGCGUCGACGUUGCACUUGACAAAUCACCGCACAGAAAUUCAUGAACGUAGAUCCCUUCUUGGUGAACAAGCUCGUUUCUUUGAAACCAGGUCGUGUCAAGAGCCCCCCGGUUUGCUGCGGCAUAUGCCGUCGAAUGGUGCGCAUAGCGACGAGAUAGGCGGGCUGUGGUGCACUUGUGAGCGAGCCCGCGCAAGGGCCGGACCUGCAAGCGCCGACCGAAGGCGACAGACGGCCGCCACGUGCCAGGACUGAGCGCGUUCGGACACGCCGACAUCUCGAUGUGCCCGGCGGGCCGAAAUGUGUGUGUGUGUGUCUUCACCCAUGUGUGCGUGCGUGUGGCGUCCAUCGUACAUUCAUGUUCGUUCGAAAGACCUGUGUACAGAAUCGUGUUCGAGUUUUGUUUUCUUUGUACUCCUCCUUCAUUCUCGCUUCUUCAACACCCCUUCUAUUUUUCUUCUUGCGCACCACUUGCUCGAGCCUUUGUUCACGCCAUGAUUGCGUUCGGUCUGCUAAAGGCACCCACACUCAUCAACAACACUUGAAGGAAAGGCUAACCGUUGCCUCUGAAACCAAAGAAGCCUUUCUUUCCUUUUUUAAUUUUCAGAGGCUGACUCGAUACUUUCUCACCAUCGGGCACCAUGCGCCUCGAUCGACCCCCAGUGUGGUCGAGCAACGUGAGCGCUUUGUGCAGGGUGGAGCUUUAACUCUAAAAUGAAAAUACUCAUGCGAAACAAAAUGGAAAAGGAGCGAGAGAAGAUAGUAAGGUCUGCGACUUGGGAAUUGACGCAGUUUGGCGUUUCGGGCAACUUGGCCCACCCAUCCCUUGCCACCAGUUUUGAUAAGCCAGCGUCAUGAGUGCUCAACUGCAUUGAGUUGACUUUGCGUGGGCUGAAGGUUGUCAACGACUAAGCAGGAGCUGAUUUUGCAGUAGUAGAGGGCGCUAGAUCACAAAAAGGACGCCAUUACCUUGGCUGUGACACGCAGUUCCAUGGCGUGUCACUGUUCCAUUUCACAGCGGCAAGCGUUACGCGCCCUUUUGCAGCGAUUGACUUGGAGCUGCUCAGUGCAGGUCCUAAGAGCACUGCAUCCUUUAAGAAUACCCGGUUUUACGUCGCUUGGCGGACACGUAGUGUCCUUCGGCAGCUGCUGUCAAGAUUUAUUAAUAAGAAGAAAGAAUGUAAGCGUUCCUUAGUGGAACGUCUCCGUUCUGCACCAAUUCUGGAAACGAAGUUGAUGGACACAGUAUUUGCGCGUCAUUACUUUGCACCCUUUCAAAUACAAGAGUGCGCGCUAGUGCUCCCAGUGCUCUUCGAAAGGUCUUCAUUAACUUUCGCUGCGACUUUGCCCAGAUGGGUUCGAUUCCCGUGCCUGACACAUGCAUCGGAAAUACGAGCGAAAAAGAAAUGUCCUGCCGAGUGAAGCGCUUCGUAAGAACUUGUGUUGAAUCUGUACAUAUACGACACACUAUUUGUUUUAGGUGCGUGCGUGCUUUUCUUUCUGUAUUGUUUAAAGUGUAAAUACGGUCGAUGUAAUUUAUAACAUGCGAAAAAGGGAUUCUCAUUAAAGAAGAAGUGUGCAUCAAGUGA